Messenger RNA from Ixodes scapularis (black-legged tick), 976 nucleotides. It is a transcript of the gene viaf, whose product is annotated as phosducin-like protein 3. The record is from RefSeq and is a predicted model, not a curated record. The coding region runs from base 146 to 862 and encodes 238 amino acids. Gene Ontology annotation, cellular component: cytoplasm. Gene Ontology annotation, biological process: protein folding. The transcript is spliced from 6 exons. Lineage: Eukaryota; Metazoa; Arthropoda; Arachnida; Ixodida; Ixodidae.
CGCAUGCGGUUUCGUAAGGAAAACCCCAGUGAGUCACCGACGUCCGUGCUUCUCGGGUCUGUUCUAAGCUUUCUUGGAGUUCCUAUUUGCUAAGACUCCACGGCAGUAUUCGUUUUGUAUUCUCAGACUCCCUUCUGAAAAGGUGAUGGCGAACCCAAACGAGGACACGCAAUGGAACGACGUGCUGAGGCAGAAAGGCAUCCUCCCGCCCAAGAAGGAAGACACCGAGAAGGUCUUCACCGAAGACGAGAUCGUGAACGUCGUCGAGUCGACGAUUUACGAGAAGCUCAACGGUACCCAGAAAGCUAUUGAGGACCUGAGCUUGGAAGAAUUGGAGGAACUCGAGGAUGAAGAAGACGAACGGGCCCUCUUGCACUACAGGCAGAUGCGGUUGGCGGAGAUCCAGGCGACGCUGCAGAAGUCCCGCUACGGCGACGUGAGGGAGAUCUCCGCCGACGACUAUGUCGAGCAAGUCAACAAAGCCGGGGAAGGCGUCUGGGUCGUGCUGCACCUGUACCAGCCAGGGGUCCCCUACUGUACCCUGAUCAGCCAGCACCUGAGCCAGCUGGCCACCAAGUUCCCCACGACCAAAUUCCUUAAGAGUGUGGCUACCAACUGCAUACCCAACUACCCUGACCGCAACGUGCCCACCAUCUUCGUCUACCGGGACGGCCAGCUCUGCAAGCAGUUCGUGGGACCCGACGUCUUUGGGGGCAUGAAGCUCAAGGUGGACGAGUUGGAGUGGAUGCUGUCCAAAGUCGGCGCAGUGCAGUCAGACCUGGAAGAGGACCCAAGGCCCAAGACAAGAGACGUGCUUCUAGACUCUCUCAAAGCAGACUACGACGAUUUGGCCGACUGGUAGCAUCCGUGUUUGGUGCGGCUUAAAGGUGUCAUCGUGCCCGUGGUGAUGGGUAUUUAUUUGAUAUGGUUGAAAUAAAUUUUAAUAUUCCCCCUGUUGACAAUUGAUAAAACAAAA